AUGCACCUUCAAGGAGUAGCAGAUGAGAUCAUGUGUAGAGCCUUCCCUACCACACUAAGAGGUCCCGUAAGAAUUUGGUUUAGCAGGUUGACGCCUAACUCCAUUAGCACUUUCAAGGACCUAAGCACUCAAUUCGCUUCACACUUUAUCGGGGGACAUAGAUAUAAGAAGUCAACCGCAUACUUAAUGAGCAUUAGGCAACAAGAGGAUGAGACGCUGAGGUCUUAUAUAGCCCACUUCAACAAGGAAGCACUCUCGAUUGACGAAGCUGACGACAAGAUCCUCGUAGCAACCUUUACAAACGAGCUACGAAAGGGUAAGUUUUUAUUCUCCUUGUACAAGAAUGACCCGAAAACCAUGUUGGAUGUGCUUUACAGGACCACCAAGUACGUGAAUGCUGAAGAUGCGUUGCUGGCCCACGAGGAAAAACCCAAGAAGAGAGAGAGGCAGGAGGAAGCUUGGCAGGAUAGGGGUAGAAAGAUGGCCAGAACAGGAGAUAAAAGAGAUGAUCGACGAUCCAAGCCCCCGACAAGGAGGUUAACAAACUUCACCCCCUUGAAUACCCUGAUUAAUCAGGUCCUAAUACAUAUCAAAGAUGAAGGAGCCUUGACAUUCCCCGACAAAUUAAAGGGUGAUCCUAGCAAGAGGCCCAGGGAUAAAUAUUGUCAUUUCCACCAAGACCACGGUCACGACACGUCUGAUUGCUAUGACUUGAAGCAGCAAAUAGAGGCCUUCAUUAGGAAAGGAAAACUGCAAAAAUUCGUUGGUAAGGAAGGAAUAGAAUAG
Messenger RNA from Quercus lobata, 786 nucleotides. RefSeq lists its product as uncharacterized. The transcript has a single exon. NCBI's taxonomy places the organism in Eukaryota, Viridiplantae, Streptophyta, Magnoliopsida, Fagales, Fagaceae. The record is from RefSeq and is a predicted model, not a curated record. The coding region runs from base 1 to 786 and encodes 261 amino acids.